CAAUUAUUUCGUCUUUCAAUUUUAUUCUCAUUUAACAAAAAUAUUUUUCGCCGCUUUCUCUCUCCUCAAAAUCCCCCUUUCUCUCUCGUCGCCGGAUCUCACCCUCUCCCAACACCAUCUCCAAAAUCCCCAAAUUUUAGGGUUUGAUUCUAACAGAUUUAUCAUCCUUAUAUUCGAUUUCUUGGUUAAGUUUAAUCUAGAUCUGAAUAUAGGUGAAGAAAAGAUUCCAUUUUUAUCGAAUUUAAUGGCGUCGGCGGAAGCAAUUACAACACCAACAUCAUCUUCAUAUUGGUGUUACAGUUGCAAUCGAUUUGUUAGAGUUUCAACAAAUUCGAUUUCUCUUUCUUCAAAUUCUUCAAUUUCUUGCCCAGAUUGCCAUGGUGGUUUCGUCGAAGAAUUCGAUUCCCCUUCUCCUUCACUUUCAGGACAACCUCCACCUUUACAAUUACCACAACUCUUUUCUUCUCCUCUUUCCGAUUCUAGACGACGUCAGUUUCCUGCCACAGCUAUGUUCAUGGUCGGUAACCCUAAUUCAACGUCAAAUUCAAACUCAAAUCCGAAUUCUAAUUCAAAUUCGCUUUCGUCGAGCCCUAGACUUCGUCGUAGUCGAAGAAAUGGUGGUGACAGGUCACCUUUUAACCCGGUUAUCGUAUUACGGGCCCCACCCGAACCUGAAAAUAGUGGUGGUGGAGGGGGAGCAGGAGGGAGCUAUGAGUUGUAUUACGAUGAUGGAGGAGGUACAGGUUUAAGACCAUUACCUGCUAGUGUAUCUGAGUUCUUGCUCGGGUCGGGUUUUGAUCGGCUAUUAGAUCAAUUAGCCCAAAUUGAAAUCAACGGAAUUGGAAGGAAUGAACAGCCGCCGGCAUCAAAGGCGGCAAUUGAAUCGAUGCCGACUAUCGAGAUAGUUGAUGAUCAUAUUGAAUGUGAGGUUUAUUGUGCUGUUUGUAAAGAAGCUUUUGAGCUAGGGUCUGAAGCAAGAGAAAUGCCCUGUAAGCAUAUUUAUCACCAUGAUUGUAUAUUACCUUGGUUAUCUUUAAGGAAUUCUUGUCCUGUUUGUAGGCAUGAAUUGCCUUCUGAUAAUAAUAAUAAUAAUAACAACUCGGGUGAAUCACCCGAGUUGAAUCCAGUUGAUUAUAGUAGGCGUAACAACAAUAAUCAUAAUGGUAAUACUAGACAUGGUGGUGGUUUGGUUGAGGGUAAUGAGGAUGAGACUGUUGGGUUGACUAUAUGGAGAUUGCCUGGUGGUGGGUUUGCAGUUGGGAGGUUUUCAGGUGGGAGAAGAGGGGAGAGAGAAUUACCUGUUGUUUAUACUGAAAUGGAUGGUGGGUUUAAUCAAGGAGGUAUUCCUAGGAGGAUUUCAUGGAGCUCUCGUGGUGGGAGAUCGAGGGAAAGGGGAGGGAUUCGAAGGGCUAUAAGGAGUUUGUUCUCUUGUUUUGGUGGGAGUAGGCAUCAUCAAGCAUUGGAGGAUUCGAGUGGUUCUAGUACCGAUUCAAGGGUUAAUAGUCAGAGGAGUCGAGCAACAUCGUUUUUCUCUGCUUCUUCGAGAUCGAGAAGCAGGGGUUUUGAUAUGGGGAGUAGGAUAAGAAGAUGGUAAAGAUGUGUGAAAUGUAGGAUGCAUUGUCAAAUGAUUUGCCAAUCUCCUCGUGAAUCAGAAAAAGUGAUUAUGAUCGUUUUUUUCCUGAAUCGCAAAUUCAAAAGGCAAAUUAGCUAAAGGUGGGCUCAGAUUGGGCCUUGAGGGUUGGUUUAUGUACAUAAAAGAAUGGGAGUUAAAGGAGAGAAUUGGGAGAUUGACUAUGAGAUGAAUGUUGAUAGGAAAUGGGGCUAAACAAUGGUUUAUUGAGGAGCAAGAAAGUGGAGUCCUUGGAGGAGGAAGUAAGAUGCAAUAGCAAUAUGGAUUGCAUACUUGACUAAAUUGUAAUGGACUAUGAUCCAAAAUGUGUAUUUUUCAUCAUUCUAAGGUACUUUUUUUGAAAAUUUGUAUUUAGUUGCUUAUUACUUAUCAAUCAAUCAUUAUAUUAUCUUGAAUCAAA
This is a messenger RNA of Amaranthus tricolor (Joseph's coat), 2030 nucleotides long. Its product is annotated as probable E3 ubiquitin-protein ligase RHC2A. Gene Ontology annotation, cellular component: cytoplasm. Gene Ontology annotation, biological process: protein ubiquitination. Lineage: Eukaryota; Viridiplantae; Streptophyta; Magnoliopsida; Caryophyllales; Amaranthaceae. Gene Ontology annotation, molecular function: ubiquitin protein ligase activity. The transcript has a single exon. The record is from RefSeq and is a predicted model, not a curated record. Bases 245 to 1594 code for a protein of 449 amino acids.